AUGGGGGGCUCAACAUGGCCUCCGCUUCUCCGACCCGAAGAGCCGACUCGGACCACCAACGACGCCACCCACCCACGGGAGAUCCGAGCCCAGACGCUCGGGAAUAACCGACGCCAAUCAGCAAAUCACCUGCGCAUGGCCAGCUCCACCGGAUUCCGGCGCACCGACAAGACCCUCAACACCUCAAGUACCCAAGGACACUGA
Messenger RNA from Pelobates cultripes (western spadefoot toad), 204 nucleotides. The record is from the annotation of a GenBank genome assembly. NCBI's taxonomy places the organism in Eukaryota, Metazoa, Chordata, Amphibia, Anura, Pelobatidae.